CAAGCUUGUAAUGCGUACAGUUAUCGAACAAUUGAGAGCAAAACUCAUUAAAAAGUGGACGUGCUUAGUUCUAGCUUUAGAUAUUUAAUCAUCAGACCAUAUUACAUAUUGUUCUAUUCUGAAUCGUGAAUGCACAUUUCCAAAAAUAAAUAGAGGAACUCGAGGCUUUUCAUCAAGUGCUGCACAAUCAAAAAUGGAUGACUUUAAGACUAUUGUCAAGAAGAUUUAUGAAAGCGAUGAAUCGAAUCAUACAAUUGAUUUCAAUUAUUCUCGUUUCUUCACAAACCUGAUGAUUCAAAAAUGUCGUAACAAUAAUCCUCAAAAUAAAAUUAUGACAAGACUUUUGACAAUUGAGCGAAAUGGUCAAUUAUUGCCUAAAUUAACAUGCUAUUUGACUCCAACAAAUAUUAUGGUUGCAGACUGUGCUAUAAACGAAGGACAUUCAAAAGGAAUGUUUAAACAUUUGAAACCAGAAUCAGCAUUACAGAAUCUAAAUGUUGAACUGAUUCCAGCUCCGAUACAGUAUUUACCUGAUGCUGCUUUGUUAAUGACUGCUGUUACCAAAUUCACACAUGAAAAAGUUCCGUACUCAAUUAAGAAUGAUCCAGGACUUGCCAUCGCACUUGCAUUGAUUGAGUCAAUCUUUGAAGGCUUUUGGACUAAAUAUGAACUGUAUUUACAAAAUCCAGACGAAGAAAUGAGAGUUAUUGAUGACAACUGCAAUUUCAAUGCCAAGUGGGGUAAAAUUUACUUUUGUGGAUUCAUUGCAAAGAAAAGAACUGAGGCUGAAAAAAAGUUCAUUGCAUUCAUGAUCAUAUUAUCAAUCUUUAAACCUUUGAAUGAUAUUCAAAGUGCUGUAAAUGCUCGAAAGAAGAGAUAUCUGGUCAUUAAAUCAAUGUAUGAUUCCUUGCCAGCUAAUCAGGAUGCUCAAUAUGUUGACACAUUGACAAUGCAGCACUUGGCAAAAUAUUUCAGCAAAUUACCAAGAUUAAAGUCAAUGAUUUUGUCAUGUGCUGUUUUAACCGUUAGAGAAUUGGAUAAUCAGCCAAUUCAUGACUACUUGCUAAAGAUUCUGAUUCCACUUGAAAUGAUUUUGUUUAUCAUAAUUGAUGAGUUUGUUUGCAUGCCUGAAAAAACAAAAGCUCACUGCCAUAAGAAGAUCAUUAAGGAAAUUCAUUACUUCCUAACUGUCAAGCAAAAAUUGAAGGAAAGAUUUGGAGACAAUUAUUAUUUUGCUAAGCUCUUGGAUCCAACAAUAAAAGAAGUGAAUGUGGGAAAUUGGAAACAUUUAGGAGCUUUGGCACUAAUGAGUGCAAAUGUAAAGUAUCCAAAGACAGAACAACUUAAGGUUCUGGGAUUAUUAUAUGAAAUCGAUUAUCCAGAACUGUUGAUGAAUGUUAUUAAUCCGAAUUCUGUUGGGCGUGCUGAUUCUGGUCUACGUGACAGCGAUUUGUUCUUGAAAGCUAUGUAUGGCAAUUAAGGAUUAUGGUGAUGAACAAUUCAUUCUGACACUUAUUUUUUUUUUCCUUAUAAUUUUUACUUUUGAUUGUUUCUACUUUGAAAAUUUUAAUAAAUCUAAU
Molecule: messenger RNA, 1580 nt
Organism: Chironomus riparius
Lineage: Eukaryota; Metazoa; Arthropoda; Insecta; Diptera; Chironomidae
Source: the annotation of a GenBank genome assembly